Messenger RNA from Saxophila tyrrhenica, 777 nucleotides. RefSeq lists its product as uncharacterized. Bases 1 to 777 code for a protein of 258 amino acids. The transcript is spliced from 3 exons. NCBI's taxonomy places the organism in Eukaryota, Fungi, Ascomycota, Dothideomycetes, Mycosphaerellales, Extremaceae. The record is from RefSeq and is a predicted model, not a curated record.
AUGCGACUGCAUGGGGCAACGUUCAAAAUUGGUCACACUUCGCCCUCGAUUGCAGAUGCCGAUCAUGAGAGUCUUUCGGACCCGAGCAACGCCGCGUCAACUGACCCCUACGCUCGCCUGCACCGUGAUCAACAAGUGAUGUCCGAAGCCGAUGUGACGGGUUUCGUCAUGGAGGUUUUUUCACGCUCACAGCUUCUCGUCGAAACGCUGCUGACGGAGCUAGAUCUACCGAAGCACAAGAGGUCCAUCGAGAGCUUUAUCGAAGAUGCUCUGGCGUAUCUGAACGCGGAUGAGCAAAUGCAUCGCGAGAUCUCCGGGAGAAUCGCUGUGUCUCUUACAACGUGCAAAACUCCCGGCACGAAACGACCCGGGGUCUUCUUCGAAAGGCCAUGGAAAGAAGCGUCCUUGGAGGAAUACAACAAGAAGCUGCAUAUCAGCAACACCACCGUCGACACCGAGAAGUUACUCGGUGCACUGCAGAGACGGGUACUAGUGGACAUGGACGAACAGGCUUGCUCGGAGGCAUGGUCCGACCUUAUUGCUUAUUACAAGGUUGCACCCAAGACGUUCGUGGACAACGUCUGUGUCCAAGUCGUCGAAAGACACCUUUUGCGCAAUCUGGCCGACGUCUUUUCACCAGAGAUGGUGAUAGGCCUUUCAGAAGACGAGCUGCACCAUAUCGGUGGGGAACGAGAGACCACUCAAUAUCGGCGGAAAGAGCUUCAGAGCCUGCAUGCAAGCUUGGGCGACGGUCUACGCGAUCUGCAAGGGAUGUAA